AUGGCCAUCGCUGCAAACUCCAAGCGCAUCGUGCAGAUGCUCUGGCUCGCUGCCGGCCUGCUCUUCACCCUCGCUCUUCUGCACUCUCUUGGUAGCCCUGACAAGGCCAAGGAAUGGGCCACCAACAAGGUUGGCAACCUUAUGAACAACGAUGGCGGCCGCAGCUCCAUGCGCGAGUUCAUGACCACUGCCGAGUCCAUCUGGGCCAAGACCGUUAAGCAGCGUCAUGACAUGAUUGCUGAGGACUACGGUGAUGCCUCGCUGAUGCCCUUGUUCCCUGCCACCGACCCCGCGGCCUACGGAAAGCACCCCUACUCCGUCUGGGACUUUGCUCCGGCCUCGUACAGCUGCCCGCACGAAAUGGAGCGCGUCGGACGUAUGGGAGACGGCGGCAAGUGGGUGUGCGGCAUGUCGAGAUAUGUCAACUUCCCCAAAGGCCGCGAGUGUGUCAUCUACUCCUUUGGUGUCCGUGAUGAGUCUAGCUUUGAGAACGAGAUGCUGAGCCGCACCAACUGUGUCGUCUGGGCCUACGAUUUCUCCGUCGUCGACUUUGGCGAGCAACUCGAGCCCGGCAACCGCCACAGAGCCCACUUCCUCCAGGCUGGUAUCGCUGGCAAGACGGAUAAGACCAAGACGCCCCCCUUCUACAGCAUCGCCGACCUGAUGAAGAUGAAUGGCCACGAAUACAUUGAUAUCUUGAAGAUGGACAUCGAGUUCGCCGAGUUCGAGGCCAUGGACGGUUUCAACGAGGACUUCCCCAUGCGCGCAGGCGAAGAGCUCCCCAUUGGUCAACUCAUGAUUGAGAUUCACUUCUUCGCCGGCAUGACUGCUUCUGGCUUCCUCGACUGGUGGGAGCGUCUUGAGUCCCGUGGUCUCCGCCCUACCUGGACCGAGCCCAACCUGCUUGCCGUCACUCUCAACUUGGGCAACAAGGACCCGCUCCUUGCCGAGUACACCAUGAUCAACGUUCACGACAGUAAGAACGUUGUCUUUGGUGGCAGACAUUAA
Molecule: messenger RNA, 1008 nt
Organism: Colletotrichum phormii
Lineage: Eukaryota; Fungi; Ascomycota; Sordariomycetes; Glomerellales; Glomerellaceae
Product: methyltransferase domain-containing protein
Exons: 4
Coding region: 1-1008 (335 amino acids)
Source: RefSeq, a predicted model, not a curated record